This is a messenger RNA of Cuscuta campestris, 2651 nucleotides long. NCBI's taxonomy places the organism in Eukaryota, Viridiplantae, Streptophyta, Magnoliopsida, Solanales, Convolvulaceae. The record is from the annotation of a GenBank genome assembly.
GGCAUCACCUACGACCUAAUCGAGUGACCAAUUCCAUCGUUUUCGCUCGAGUGAAUUUAUUAAUCCAGCGAAUUCAUCCUUUUCGUUCAUCAAUCGUUUGGCCAGAUUCAUCGUUGAUCAACAGCUUCUUCUCAAUCGUUCGGCCAGAUUCAUCGUUCCUCUUAGGGAUUGUUUGGCCCCCUUCAUUGAUUCAGCACUACUUGGAUCAAGGAAUCUAUUGGAAGUAAUCAGGCUCUUGAGCAAAUUUCAGCAAACCUGUCAACCUAUAAGGUAGCUACGAAAACUGAAUCCAACAAGAACGCGGGCAAGGCAUCUGGGUUAUCAGCUUACUUUUAUUUUAAUCAUUUUGAAACAGAAAUGGGAGUAUUAAAUUCUGUCUUUUUUACCUUCUUAGCUUGUUGAACAAAACACAGAUUGUAUUCACACUAUAAGAGUGUGCAAUGUCAAUCAAAGAAGGAUAAUAGCACGAAGAAAGGGCAAUAAGUGGUGGUUCAAGCUUGAAGAGAUGGUGUCAACCUAGCUCUACAGAUCUUUUUGCACACAUUAAUUUGUUUUUUCUCUUCAAUUCAGAUACAUUUGGAUAUAUUUAUAACAUGUUUUUAGACACAAAAUGUUGGAUAAUCGACUUGUUAGAUAUUUUGAUCUCCGACCAAGGCGGCAGUGCAUCCUCCAAUAAUGGCUUUCCCCGCCCUCGUCCUCCUCAUCUCAGCUCUCUCCCUUUUCAACCAACCUCCCUUCUCCGCCGCAAGACGCCACAGCUCCGCCGGGCUACUCAGGUCACUGCUCAUUCCGGAGCACCCACAAAACGAUAUUCCCACUACCUACUUUGAAGUCACUAAGCCCAUAAAGAUCCCAAAAACCAAACCUUGCUCAUACCUAGUUCUGGAGCACGAUUUCGGUAGUACCUACGGGAAGCCACCGGUUCUUGCAAACUACACCCGCCCUUCCAAUUGCUCUUCCCAGAAGUUCUCCAAAAUUGUCCUCGAAUGGGAAGCCACCUCUAAAGGCAGGCAAUUUGACCGGAUUUUUGGGGUCUGGCUCGGCGGGGUUGAGAUCCUCCGCAGUUGCACUGCCGAGCCUAGAGCUUCUGGAAUUGUGUGGACUGUCAACAAGGAUGUUACUAGGUAUUACUCUUUGCUGAUGAGUUAUCACCAGAUUCUUGCUGUUUACAUGGGCAACAUUGUAGAUCAUACUUAUACUGGUGUUUAUCAUGUGAAAAUCAAGAUUCAUUUUUACCCAGAGGAAGAAAAAAGCUCCCGUUCGUAUUCUGGGCUUGAUUCUGUACCUGAUUUGAUCCUUCCUGUUUCGAGAGAUUUGCCUCUGAACAGCGGGUUGUGGUUUGAGAUUGAGAAUUCAACAGACACGGAGUCGAAGCAGUUGGAGAUCCCUCAAAAUGCUUAUAGGGCUGUUUUGGAGGUUUAUGUUUCGUUUCACGAAAACGAUGAGUUUUGGUAUGGUAAUCUGCCUAAUGACUACAUCGCUGCGAAUAACAUUACGGAUCAACCCAGGAACGGACCAUUUAGAGAGGUUCUUGUCAGCCUGGAUGGUAAAGUAGUUGGAGCUGUUUGGCCCUUCACUGUGAUUUAUACCGGAGGCGUAAAUCCUCUCCUGUGGAGACCCAUUACUGGAAUUGGCUCAUUUGACCUCCCUACAUAUGACAUUGAGAUAACUCCCUUGCUAGGGCUGGUAUUAGAUGGGAAGAGUCAUCAGAUUUCAUUCAGUGUCACGCAUGCUCUCAACGUUUGGUACAUUGAUGCAAACUUGCAUCUUUGGCUGGACGCCGGUAGUGAGAAAACACAAGGGCAGGUCAUAGAAUACAAUAGCUUGCCAAUUUCUUUGUCCCAUACAUCAAAUUUCACUGGCUUGAAUGGUUCCUUCAUGACUGUGGGCAAUCGAACCAUAAGGUUGACUGGAUGGGUAAAUUCGUCUCAUGGAGUGGUUCGUACUGAAGCAAUUCAAGACUUCAAGUAUACCAAUGUUAUGAUUAUGGGGAACCAAGGGAAUAUGCAGAUUGUAAACCAGACUAUUCAUUCCAAUGAUGCAGUUCAUUUUAAGACGCAGUCUUCUUCUUUCCCUUCCUUCCAAUCUGCUAAGAAGUUCAAUCUGUUUAUGCAUUCUGAUGACAUACAUCAAGGAAAUAAAACAUAUUCUUCUGUUGCAAAUAUAACAUUGGGAUUCAAGGAGAAGUUGAUCGAAUCUUCUAAUUCCAGAUCUUCCACCAGUUUUCUCAACAACUUACAGAAAGGAAACGGAUCCAUGCUCAUAAAGGACAACUCGGUAGUCGAUGGAUUGGGUAGUACCCAGCAAGCAUACCAUUAUCGUGAUAAUUCUUCUUGCUACUUGAGGAAUAUUAGCAGCUCAAACUACACAAUCCUCAAUGACAAAGUGAGCUAUGCUUGUGAGGAAUGAUAUCGUAAUCUUCCUGCUCGAAGGGGCAUAUUGGCAACCUAGUUUCAUGAUACUAAGAUUGCCAAGGUUUCUUUUUUCUGACUUCAUUCACCAAAUACUAGUUUCACGAUUUGUUAUUAAGUCGUAUUCCGUACUUUAUUAUGCAUGUUCAACAUGCCUAUGUGUUGACUCAGUAGUUUGGUUCUCCCUAAUUUAGAGCUAAUGAAACUAUUCUAUCACAACAAUAACAAAGCCUUCAACUA